AGUCAACGGUGUUAUAUCGGUGUAGUAAAGGCGUCGGCCGCAAGUUUGUUUAUGUUUAAUGUAACACUGUUUGGUGAUUCAUAAAAUAUCGAUCGUUCAGUGUAGUGUAGUAUCCAAGCAGUCGCUUUGGUUUUGUAAACAUGUCUUCAACAGAAUUUAAGAUUAAGAACUCGCCGAUUAAACUAAAAGUGCGUGUGCUUCAUGUGGUCAGACUGGUAUUAGCAAGAAUAGCAAGGUUCUUCUUCAGUUUAUAUUACGGCACAGAGGGUGUUAAAAUUCCAGCGAUUUCUGAUGACAUACUGAAGCAGCCAGCUAUCGAAGUCGCACGAAGAAUUAGGAAUAAAGAGAUAACGAGCGUGAAAGUGCUACAGAUAUGUAUAAAGCGCAUAAAAGAUGUGAACUCUGCCCUUAAUUGUUUCGUCGAAGACCGCUUUGAAUUGGCUCUCAAAGAAGCGCAUGAGGCAGACGAGUUCAUUCGAAACGGCACCAAGACGUCAGAACAACUAGAAAAAGAGAAGCCCUUCUUGGGUGUUCCUUUCACGACUAAAGAUUGCAUAGCUGUGAAAGGACUACAUCAUACUGCGGGAGUGAUGUUAAGAAAAGAUGUAGUAGCCGAUCAAGAUGCUGACGUCAUCAGAUUGCUGCAAGAAAAGGGCGCCAUAAUAAUCGGACUCACCAACGUCCCUGAACUUUGCAUGUGGUGGGAAUCCCAUAAUCAUAUCCAUGGCAGAUCUAACAAUCCGUACAAUACGACAAGAAUUGUCGGUGGUUCAUCGGGAGGAGAAGGAGCUAUUCAAGCAGCUGCUGGGAGUAUUUUUGGAGUUGGUUCUGACAUAGGAGGAUCCAUCCGCAUGCCUGCCUUUUUCAAUGGAAUCUUCGGACACAAACCUUCAAAAUUUAUGGUCUCCAACAAAGGACAAUAUCCGAUACAGGACUCGGAACUAUUGAAUUCCUUUUUAGGUAUCGGUCCCAUGACAAGACACGCAGUAGAUUUAAAACCACUUUUGAGUAUUAUGGCUGGGGAAAAUAGUCCAAAACUAAAAUUAGAUCAACCAGUUGAUAUUACCAAGCUCAAAAUUUACUACCAGCUUAGCAAUGAUGCGCCUUUGACAGAUCCCGUCGACCCUGACAUUAAGAUGGCGAUGAGGCGAGUAGUAGAGUACUUAAAGUUGCAAUACAGCAUAAAAACAGAAGAAAUUAAGAUACAAUUAUUACAAAAAUCAAUGCCUAUUUGGAUGGCCACAAUGAAAGAAAAAACAAGGUUUCAAAGUCUUAUCAUGAAAAAGACGGGAGUAGGAGCCGUUUUAACGGAAUUAGUUAAGAAUGCUAUUGGCUGUUCUGACAAUACUUUGAUUGGUCUUUUAACAGCUAUAUCAGAUCGGACUGGAGCACAAUUUGGGAGUGAGAAGUAUAAAUAUUACUUAAAAGUAAGAGACCACUUAGAGAAAAUAUUCACUGAUAUGCUUGGUGAAAAUGGUGUUUUCUUAUAUCCAACACAUCCAACACCAGCACCAUACCACAAUGAACCAUUACUAAAAGCAUUUAACUUUUCUUAUACUGCCAUUAUAAAUUGUCUUGGAUUGCCGGUAACUACAGUGCCUUUAGGAUUGGGUCGUGAGGGACUACCAAUUGGCAUACAAGUUGUGUCUAACCACAACAAUGAUAGAUUAUGUUUUGCUGUAGCUGAAGAAUUAGAUAGAACGUUUGGAGGCUGGGUAGAGCCACAAAAAUCAUAAUUUUACAAAUUAUCUAUAUGUGAAAUAAAAAUGUUUGAAUUAAUUAUCUCUAUAUUUCUUAUAAUCUUGAUAAAUGUUGUUGUUACAGUGAAUAUUUUUAAUAAAAUAUUUUAUAGAAUA
Molecule: messenger RNA, 1856 nt
Organism: Diatraea saccharalis (sugarcane borer)
Lineage: Eukaryota; Metazoa; Arthropoda; Insecta; Lepidoptera; Crambidae
Source: the annotation of a GenBank genome assembly